AAACAUGAUUUUUUAAAACUUUCGCGUUUUUAUUGUUUUUGGAAAUUGAUAAGUAAUAGACAUUAUUUGAAAUGUUACACUUUUAUUAUGGACGAUGUGUUUCUGAAAUGAUUCAUACUGCAUUUAUAUCAAGUUUCACGAGAAUGAAUUCGCAGAAAUUAAGCAAUUAAAACAAUGUUACAAACAAUGAGAUGAAAUCUUUGUCUAUUUCAAAUUCAGCUAUUCCAGUUUUGUGUGUUGAUAACUAUUACUCGCGAUAACAUCAUUGCGACGAGCUUUCACUUCUGGAAAACCCAGAUCAUCUUAAGAUAUCGUCGGUUCAGAACAUAAUGCAUGAAUAAUAAGGAAAUAAAAGUUUUAUUAAAAAUAACAAUUUUUCUGGGAAGAUUUCCUUAACUCAAUAUCCAAAAGGAAAGAUUACUUUAUCAGAAAAUGUAGUAUUCAUCAAACAUGAUGGUAAUGAAAAUAUAAAAUUCAUAUUAUGAUACUUCUAUCAUAGAAAAAAAGAUAGCGAAGAGAUAUUUCUUUUGAACGGCAUUUGAAUUUCGAGGAAAAUGCCAAUACUUUCAAAUUUAUCUCAUCGUUUUCAUAUGUUAACAACCGAUGCGAAACCUGAUCCACCACGAAUACCGAUCGAAGGAUAUACUCACAAUUUAGAUCCAAAUACAGUAAACGGUGAUGAAACGAAAACGACCAAAUUCGAAUCUGUUCCAAUUACUACAGAACCGCAAUUGGAAUUAAAGAACGUAACGUCCCCCGAAAAAGACGACGCAGUACCUAUUACGAACGCCAAGUCUUCUACCGAAAAACAAGAUCUGAAUGAUACGAAAGCUUCCCAAGAUGAUGCAAAAGAACGUAGAAAACCGAAUAUUAAAACGAAAACAAAAUCGAAACAACGCAAACAUUCACAAGGAACACAUGUAGUGAAUUACAAUAUAAUUAAUUCAAACGGUGUAAAAAUUGGCUCUAAAACUAGUUACAUUUGUAAUAUUAAUCAACUUGCUAAGAAUAAUUCUGAUGCAUCAGAAGAAACAUGGACAAAAAAUAUUCGACAAAUGCCAGCAGAAGUAGAACGUUUACGUGCUUGUACUGACGAAAUUAAUUUAGAUGAUAUGUUUAUAAUUAAAACUUAUAUUGGACAUGGUUGGAAAGACGUUGCUAGAAAAUUGUUAUAUUCGGACGGUCAAAUUGAACAAUUCGAAGAAAAUUACAAAUUUAGGGGCAUAAGUGAAGUAAUUUAUCAAAUAUUUCUGGACUGGAAACAAGCUAAUACAAAAAAUGCAGAUAUUGGUAAUUUGAUAAACAUCUUAUGGAUUUGUAAAGAAUAUGAUUGUGCAAUACGAUUAGCUUCUGCUCGCAGCCAAUCGACAUAACGCUUUUUAACUGUAUCUUUAUAACAAUAUAUCUUUGAACAAUUUAUCUUUUAAUCGAAUAUAUUCCACAAGUAAUUAUCAUAUUUAUUAGUCAGAAACGAAAAUUAUUUUUAAUUGUAUCCAACUUAUAUUAAUUAUAAUAACUAGAGUAAAAAGUUAACUGUUGUUUCUAUCUGUAAUGUAUAUUGUAUUAAAGAGUCGUUUUAAUAAAUAAAUUCUAAUGAAUAUAAUAUAA
Bombus pascuorum is the source of this 1608-nucleotide messenger RNA. RefSeq names its product protein immune deficiency (gene Imd). The coding region runs from base 555 to 1373 and encodes 272 amino acids. The record is from RefSeq and is a predicted model, not a curated record. Gene Ontology annotation, molecular function: protein binding. The transcript is spliced from 5 exons. Gene Ontology annotation, biological process: signal transduction. NCBI's taxonomy places the organism in Eukaryota, Metazoa, Arthropoda, Insecta, Hymenoptera, Apidae.